AUGGCCACCCCGGGGGUCGUCCAAUCCGAGGCCGGCGUCCAUUCCAACACAGGCGUAAUCGCAGGCGUCGCGGCCGGUGUGCUUCUGCUCGUGAUCAUCGCGGUCGCGCUCUUCCUCUGGCAGCGCAAACGCCCACGCGCGCGCUCGCCCGGGAGCGAAGAAGGAUUCCGCGCCGUGCAGUCUCGGACAUCAGACGGCGCUCGUGCGACCUCCCCGCCUUCCACACCUUCCAGCAUUGUGGAAACCGUGGCGUGCACGGGCCUCACCUCGACCUCGGGCACGUUGCACGGCGGAUCUUCUUCAGACCCUUCCGCCGCCGCGCCUCCUCUCGCGGAAGCGGAAGACAUCGCGAGCCCUAUCAACUUCGUCUGGUCGUCCGCGACGUCCAGCAUCCCGUCAACACCCACCGCCCCGCUGUUGCCCUCGCCUCCCGCGACGCUCGCGCACCCGUCCCCGUUGUCCAGGCGCGCGGCGGCGGCGUGGGCGCACCUCGCGCUCACGCGCCAACCCUCCACGUCCCUCUCGCUCGCCUCCGCGCGCGCGACCGUCCACGAGCCGUCCUCGCCCGCGCCCGCACCCGCACACGCGCCGCCCCUCACAUCUGAGAAAACGCGACACGUCCACCCAGGCGGAGACCGCCCCGCACGCCCCACCACCACCUCACGCCAGGCCCACACGCACGCCCCGAGCGCGGUGCCCCCUUCUUUCCGCGCGGGAGCGGGGGACGACCUCGGCCGCUCGCUCUCGCUGGAGACGAACGCGUCCGGGCGGACGGCAUACUCCGUCGACGGGGGCGUGCGCCUCGCGGGCGGCCGCCCGGGCGAGGACGAGGACGAGGACGUGCCGGAAGUGCCGCCGUACGCGCGCGGGGCGCCGACGCGCGCGUGGGUCAUGCCGCCGCCUUACAGCGACCUGCACGCCGGCGCGGGGGACCGGCGGAGCGGGAGAGGGAGCGGCGGCGAGGCGGGGACGGUUUCUGGGGCGUUGUCGAGGCUGGGGUAG
Messenger RNA from Epithele typhae, 1002 nucleotides. RefSeq lists its product as uncharacterized. The transcript has 2 exons. The record is from RefSeq and is a predicted model, not a curated record. Lineage: Eukaryota; Fungi; Basidiomycota; Agaricomycetes; Polyporales; Epitheliaceae. Bases 1 to 1002 code for a protein of 333 amino acids.